Molecule: messenger RNA, 939 nt
Organism: Bombina bombina (fire-bellied toad)
Lineage: Eukaryota; Metazoa; Chordata; Amphibia; Anura; Bombinatoridae
Product: olfactory receptor 6M1-like
Exons: 2
Coding region: 1-939 (312 amino acids)
Biological process (GO): G protein-coupled receptor signaling pathway
Cellular component (GO): membrane
Molecular function (GO): G protein-coupled receptor activity; olfactory receptor activity
Source: RefSeq, a predicted model, not a curated record
AUGAUAAUGGAAAAUCAGAGCAGUGUGACACAGUUUCUCUUGGUUGGUUUUUCAAUUUCAGUAGAGCUACAGUUGUUGCUCUUUGUGGUUUUCUUUUCUGUUUAUUUUUUGACUGUGACAGCCAAUGUUUCUAUCAUUAGUUUGGUCCAGGUGGACACAAGACUCCACACUCCUAUGUAUUUCUUUUUAAGACAUCUCUCUUUCUUGGAAAUCUGGUAUACAUCAUCCAUUGUCCCCAAGCUCUUAGCAAAUCUGGCGGGGUGGAAAUAUAUCUCAUUAUCUAGCUGUCUCUCACAAUCAUAUUUCUACUUUUCAUUGGGUUCCACAGAAUUCUUUCUCUUGGGUGUUAUGGCUAUUGACCGUUACUUGGCUAUUUGCAACCCAUUGCGUUAUACCUCCAUCAUGAAUGGGCAAGUGUGUAUUCAGGCAGCCUCAGCUUGCUGGUUAGUCGCUUUCCUUUCUGUGUUUUUUCUGGUAAUUCUGAUAUCUCGAUUGACAUUCUGUGAACCAGCUAUUAUCAACCAUUUCUUCUGUGACAUCCCACCGCUGCUCAGACUAUCUUGCCAAGAGACAUUUUUGGAGGAGAUUGUGGUUUUCUUUUUUGCUUGCAGCAUUAUUCUUACAUCCCUAAUUCUUACCGUCUUUUCAUAUGUGUUAAUCAUUUCAACAAUUUUUAAGAUACCUUCCAAGAAAGGGAGGCAGAAGGCAUUUUCCACUUGUGCCUCUCAUUUCACUGUAGUCUCAAUUUUAUAUGGCACAGUCAUAUUUAUCUAUGUAAGACCUAGUGCGUCCUACCCCAAAGAUGUUAACAAGAUUUUGGGUGUCUUCAACACAGUUGUAACUCCUUUACUCAACCCAAUUAUCUACUGUCUGAGAAAUAAAGAAGUGAAAAAUGCUUUAAGAAAAGUAAUUAAAAAAAAAAGAUACCUUUUAUUUUAG